Xyrauchen texanus (razorback sucker) is the source of this 2835-nucleotide messenger RNA. It is a transcript of the gene capn1a, whose product is annotated as calpain 1, (mu/I) large subunit a. Gene Ontology annotation, biological process: proteolysis. The coding region runs from base 364 to 2478 and encodes 704 amino acids. Lineage: Eukaryota; Metazoa; Chordata; Actinopteri; Cypriniformes; Catostomidae. The transcript is spliced from 22 exons. The record is from RefSeq and is a predicted model, not a curated record. Gene Ontology annotation, molecular function: calcium-dependent cysteine-type endopeptidase activity; calcium ion binding. Gene Ontology annotation, cellular component: cytoplasm.
UUUGAAACCAAGCCGGAAACAUUUCUUUUGCUGCCUUGCAUGCACUGGUGUUUUAUUAUGUAAAUGCAAAUAUAGUUUUUAUUGUGGGGGCAUGUGGAAUUUAUAAAUGUGUUCUCUCUGCAGACUUAUUGCUACAAAUGUAGUGCUACAAAUGUAGUCUUUUUCAUUUGUUAUGCACUUGCCCGUUAUUUCAUUUCAAAUGCACUUGUCGGCGUUAUUGAUGUCUGUAGUUGCUCCGCCUCCUCUGCACUGAAAUACACACACAGGAGAGUCUCUCUAAUACACUCCCGUGGAUCGCUGAUAGCAUAUACUUGCAGUAUAACAUAUCAAUCUGGCAGAAGAGACACUACCGCAUUUAAAAGCAUGUUCCCAUAUGGAGGGAUCACUGCACAUAUCAGUGCUAACAGGCUGAAGGCAGAGGGUAUGGGCUCUUUUGAGCAGGCCAUGCACUUCCAGAACCAGGACUUUGAGGCCCUCAGACAGGAGUGUUUGGAAGGGGGAUAUCUGUUUGAAGAUCCCUGCUUCCCCGCUGAGCCACCUUCUCUUGGCUUCAAAGAACUCGCCCCAUAUUCCUCCAAAACCCGCGAUGUGGAGUGGAUGCGCCCUAUGGAGCUCUGUGAUGAUCCGCAGUUCAUUCUGGGCGGAGCCACAAGGACAGACAUCUGUCAAGGAGCCCUGGGUGACUGCUGGCUCCUCGCUGCUAUAGCUUCACUGACUUUAAAUGAAAAACUUCUCCACAGGGUCGUGCCUCAUGGACAGAACUUUCAGGAUGGCUAUGCUGGAAUUUUCCACUUUCAGUUCUGGCAGUUUGGUGAGUGGGUGGACAUUGUGAUUGAUGAUCGGCUCCCGGUCAAAGACGGAGAGCUCAUGUUUGUCCACUCAGCAGAGGGGAAUGAGUUCUGGAGUGCCUUGGUCGAAAAAGCCUAUGCUAAGCUAAAUGGCUCCUAUGAAGCUUUGUCAGGAGGUUCCACCACUGAGGGUUUUGAGGAUUUCACCGGAGGAGUCUCGGAGAUGUACGAGCUCCGGAAGCCUCCCAGAGACCUGUACCGCAUCAUCAGCAAAGCUUUAGAGAGAGGCUCCCUGCUGGGCUGCUCGAUUGAUAUUACCAGUGCCUUUGACAUGGAAGCUGUGACUUUUAAGAAGCUGGUUAAGGGUCAUGCUUACUCUGUGACCGGUCUCAAACAGGUGGAAUUUAGGGGCAGUUUGGAGAGGCUUAUCCGUAUCCGUAACCCAUGGGGUCAGGUAGAAUGGACAGGGGCCUGGAGCGAUAACUCCCCUGAAUGGGAUGAGAUAGACCCAUCUGAGAAAGAUGACUUGCACUUACAAAUGGAGGAUGGAGAGUUCUGGAUGUCUUUUAAUGAGUUUUUGCGGCAGUUCUCCAGGCUGGAGAUCUGCAAUCUGACCCCUGAUGCUCUGAGCGAUGAUGAUUUGAGUCACUGGAACACCACCAAGUUUCACGGUGCCUGGAGGAGAGGCAGCACUGCCGGAGGCUGCCGGAACCAUCCCAACACAUUCUGGAUCAAUCCACAGUAUAAGAUCACUCUGCUGGAGGAAGAUGAUGACCCGGAUGAUGAAGAGGUGGCCUGCAGCUUCCUGGUGGCUUUAAUGCAGAAAGACCGUAGACGGCACCGGCGCCAUGGACAGGACAUGCACACCAUCGGCUUUGCGGUCUACGAGAUUCCUGAAGAGUAUGCAGGCUGUCAGAACGUGCACCUUAAAAAGAACUUCUUCCUGACACACUCGUCGUGCGCUCGCUCGGAGACCUUCAUCAACUUGCGGGAGGUGAGUACCCGCCUCCGCCUGCCCCCCGGGGAAUACAUCAUCGUCCCCUGCACAUUUGAACCCAGCAAGGAGGCUGAUUUUGUCCUAAGGGUUUUCACUGAGAAGCAGUCACAGACAGAAGAGUUGGAUGAUGAGAUUUCAGCAGACUUGGAGGAUGAGGAUGAAAUCACAGAGGAUUAUAUAGAUGACUCUUUUAAGUCCAUGUUUGCCCAGCUGGCAGGAGAGGAUAUGGAGAUAUCUUUUCGGGAGCUCAGGACCAUUCUCAACCGAGUAGUGUCCAGACACAAGGACCUCAAGACAGAUGGCUUCAGCAUUGAGUCCUGUAGAACUAUGGUCAACCUCUUGGAUAAAGAUGGUAGUGCAUGUUUGGGCUUAGUAGAGUUUCAGAUCCUCUGGAACAAAAUCAGAAAGUUGCUGGGGAUCUUUAGAGAAUUUGAUAUUGAUAAGUCUGGGACUAUGAGUUCUUAUGAGAUGCGUCUUGCAGUUGAAUCAGCAGGCUUCAAGCUCAACAACAGACUGAACCAGAUCCUUGUAGCCAGAUAUGCUGAGAACGAGGUCAUCGAUUUUGACAACUUCGUCUGUUGUUUGAUCAAAUUGGAGGUCAUGUUCAGGUCUUUUCAGCAGCUUGACAAAGAUGGAACAGGAGAGGCUGAGAUGAACAUAAAUGAGUGGCUCUUUAUGACCAUGUGCGGAUGAGCUGACCAAUUCAUGAAAGUCCUGUGCAAGAAUGUUCUACCAAGUGCCUCAAUACUGAACUCUUCAUGCAACCAUCCCAUUUCUGUGACCUAUAGAAAUACUAUAACCUCUUUAGAAAAAAGUGCUGCUAGUUAUCUUAAUGAUUCUAAAUGUAAUUUACACUACUGAGAAAAAACACUGUAGGUAAAACAUUUAUAGACACUCAAUGUCUAAAGAUGCCCUCCACUCACUACUCAAGUAAGGACUGUUGGAAUGUCUGAGGAAAAUCGUGUGCAUGAGAUGAAUAUCAAGUGUGCAUUAAGUUUUGCAUUUUGCCUUAAAAGAAGACCAGCAUUGGAAAAACUUGCCUAAUGCAUG